UUUGGCCGCUACUGGCCCCCAGCUGAGGCCUCGAGGAAGGCCUGUUUGUCUCUGGGUUUGCCGAGACCACCUCUGCGCUUGGUAAAAACCAUGAACAAUCACAGGUGACAGGUGAUGAGUGAACCAGGUCGCAUGCAGUGCAAAUCUGCGGACUUCUUCCUCCACCCCCCUGAAACCCAUGAACAUUGGUUCCCUGAUUGUGUCUGGUGCCAUUCGUCUGAUCAUCCCCAAAGCAGCAGAAUUUGAAUUCAGCUCAAGCAGGAAGUGUUUAUAGAUGUUUUUGUCCCACAUCAUUGAAGCAUUCUCUGGAAUUCCUCGUGGAAUGAUUUUUUUCCUGCUGCUCAGUUUUUUCAUGGGAAGCUUUGCACAUUUGUGACUUUCUACAGUUCUCAUGUUUCUAUGGUGAGAUGCCAGCAUGCACUAAUGGAAAUGUAGGAUGUGAGCAUCUUCGAAUCACCUACUUCCGUAGUCUGAGGUUCAAACACUGCCCGCUAUUCUAUUUCUGGAAGAGGCACAGCAAAGACUGAAGCAGAAAGCUUGACCACUUGCCCCUCCCCCCCAACACUGAACUGUCAGUCUUCACAUUCUUCAAAAAUUCCUUGUUAAAAACAUCACGUCACAGUACAAUCUAUUUAUUUUUCAGUGGAUGCCAACCUUACCUAACUGAAACGUUAUUGACAUGUUUCCAGGUGACAAAAUUUUGAGCUUCUUUCUCAUAGCUCAGAUUUCUAUUGGUGUCAUGGCCAAUUCAUUUCUCUUUAUGAACUAUAUUUAUGCCUUCCUAAUCCAGCCUCAGCUGAAGAAGCCCAUAGAUUCCAUUUUCAUGCACCUGACAAUGGCCAAUAUUAUAACCAUCGUGUUCCAGUCAAUACCAGAGAUCAUGUCAUCCUUUGGAGUCAAACGUUUCUUAGAUAAUGCUGGCUGUCAAACUGUUUUUUACAUCUACAGAGUUGCCCGGGGUCUUUCCAUCUGUACCACGUCUCUCCUGAGUGCUUUUCAAGCCAUCACUAUCAGUCCCAGUCAUUCUAAAUGGGCAAGGCUGAAAUCUAAGUUGUCUACCUGGAUUUUCCCCUCUUUCCUAAUCUUCUGGAUCAUCAAUCUGCUGAUCUACAUCCACAUCAUUGAAACUGUAAGAGCCAAAUGGAAUUUCACUUUCAUUGGUCAUGGGUUUGUUCAUGCGUAUUGUCAAACUAGGCAAUCUGGAGAUCGCCAUUCAGGGUCAUUUAUAAGUGUCAUCUUGACCCGUGAUGUCCUGUUCCUGGCACCGAUGAUCGUGUCCAGCCUCUACAUGGUGGGGCUCCUCUACAGACACCACAGGAGAGCCCGGCACAUCCACAGCUGUGUCCUUUCCAGGCAGAUGUCUCCAGAAAACAGAGCCACCCACAUUAUCCUUUUGCUGGCAUUUUGUUUUGUGUUCUUUUACUGUUGCAACAACUUUAUGGACAUUUAUGCAUAUUACAGACCUGAGAAAGACUCAAGAUUGGUGGGCAUUACUGGAAUUUUAUCAUCAUGCUACCCAACAUUCUGCCCAUUUUUGCUGAUGAAAAAUACCAAAAAUAUUCCCAAAUUGACUUCUUGCCUUUAAUGAUGAGAAUGCCUUUUUCUCCAAGAGCUUUCCUUGGUUGAUGUGACAUCAUUUACCACAGAGAUUUUAUGAGGAAACAAAGGCAGGUGACCAUCGAACUAAUCUCACUUGAAGUAUUCAGCUCAUUUAAAAAACACAUUUCAAAAUGUUAAAUUGAAUAUAUAAAUUUUCAAACUGUGUACAUGUUUAAGUUAUGCUGUGGGUGUAAUUAAUGUAUUGUCUAUUAUUAAAACUAGUUGCU
Messenger RNA from Oryctolagus cuniculus (rabbit), 1826 nucleotides. NCBI's taxonomy places the organism in Eukaryota, Metazoa, Chordata, Mammalia, Lagomorpha, Leporidae. The record is from RefSeq and is a predicted model, not a curated record.